Messenger RNA from Drosophila grimshawi, 5817 nucleotides. It is a transcript of the gene rols, whose product is annotated as protein TANC2. The record is from RefSeq and is a predicted model, not a curated record. NCBI's taxonomy places the organism in Eukaryota, Metazoa, Arthropoda, Insecta, Diptera, Drosophilidae. Bases 614 to 5611 code for a protein of 1665 amino acids. Gene Ontology annotation, molecular function: protein binding. The transcript has 7 exons.
CACGAAGCGCGUCUCAAAGCUUAUACGUCGUGAGUUAUCCGACGUUGCAAUGAUCGCGACAUAAUUUUGGAUACGGUUUCAUUUACGACGAUAAAUGUGAAAAUUGCUAACGAAAAAAAUGUUCGCAAAAUUAAACGAAAUGUGAAAUAAUUCUUCUGACGAAUUUAAAACGCUGAGGUGCAAUCGAUUUUACUGGUUAUUUAAAGUUGUUUUUGUAAAAAGAUUGUCAAAGUUUUGUGUGUAAUAAAAAAUUAUGUGUAAAUUACUCGAAAUGAAUUCCUUAAUUAAUAAUCGCUAUUUAAGUUCUUCUCAAUUAAAUUGUGUGUAUGCCAAUUAAUAAAUAUUAAAAACGCAUAAUAUUUAAACGAAAAUUGCAAGUCAUAAGAAGAAUUCUUUCCUUAUGCCAAAAACGAAAGACAAUCGAAGAAAAAAUUAAAUAGAGAUCGGGGCUGCAAAAAAAAAGUAAAUCAAAAAACCUGGCCAUAAUCGAUUGGCAACAACUGGAAAGGAUACGCCAAGUUGCGCAGCUGCAACUGGAAGAAGAUAGACAUUGCAGACAGCACACAGAAUACGGAAUAAAGAUACAUGAGGCAAGCGAGAAAAGAUACAUGCCAUGUUCCCACUAAACAACCGCUCCUCGAGUGGCAAAAGCACCAACAACAACAGCAACAACAACAACAGCAACAGCAGCAGCAUCACUGGAAUUGGAAUCGACAACAACAACGUCCACGGGAAGGAUAAAAUAAAUUUCCAAAAUAAUUGGAGCUGCAAUAAAACAACCGGUCGACGCGCUGGAAGCGGUUAUAGCUGCAGUUUCUUAGAUCUGCAAUCGAUCCGACGACUGUUGGAACACGAUGCCAGCGGCUCCGUUUGCCCCUCGUGCCGCAUCUCCUUCGAUAAGGGCAAGCGACGGAAACUGAUCGACACCUGCGGACACGAACGCUGCUAUUCCUGCAUGUUCCGCAACGAUCAGUGCCCCAUGUGCAUGAACAGCUCCCUCAAAGAUGUUGAUGGUGCCAAUGCUCAGGGCUAUGACACCGGCAUCGGUGGCUCCACCUCGACGAUUGUCAGUCCACUGGGCUCACCACAGCCCCAGUUGAGAUCCCAUGCCCAGCGGAACGCGGCUCUGUCGCGUUAUAUGCAGCAGCAUCGGCAGGAGUCGCAGUCACCGGAUUAUCACCGUUAUGCGAGCAUUGGCAAAUUGCCUCGUGUGGCAAGCAACGGCAAUGGCAACGGCAACGGCAAUGGCAGCGGUAUUGGCAAUGGCAAUGGGCUUGUUGGCGGCAACACACACACCAUCACCGUCGACAUACAUCAACACAAUGGGCCUGCCAAGCUGCUCAACAACAACAGCAACAGCAACAAUAACAACAACGGCAACAACAACAAUCUGCAUUUGCCAUAUGGCGAUCUGAAUGCAGCUCCGGCAUUUGCCACGCCGCCCACGCGUCGGCGUUUCUUCAAUCACAAGAAUCUGCGGAGCGCCCUCGCCGGACACAGACGCACUGCCUCCAAUGGAGGUUGUCCCCUUGACACAGCAUCGACAUUAUCGGGCGAUCAUCAUCAUCAUCAUCAUCAUCAUCAUCAUCAAGGCAAGGAGUCGAAUGCCUUGAAUACCUCAACCUGCUCGGAUUCGGCGGUAACUCGACGCCGACGCAAGAAUGUCAGCAAUCAUAAUUUAAAGACAUCCACGGAACACGGGGCAAGCAGCGAGAAUCGUUUGAAUCGCCUCAGUUUGGCCGGCACCUCGAUCAAAUCUCUGAUUAAAUCUCUGUGGAGCGUAAAUUCAUCAAUCUCGAGCGAAGCGGGACUUAAUCAACUAGCAGGCAGCGACACUUUGGGCAUCGUUCGUCAUGCUCACUCGCUCGCAGUCAGUGAGAAGCAGCAAAAGGAUCAGCUGCGCGCUCGCCUCGGCCUGCUGCUGAAUGACAACAGCAACAACAAUAAUAAUAACAGUAAUAGCAGCAGCAGCAGCAGCGAUCACAAUGGCAACUCCACGAUGCACUCGACCACGAGUGCGACGACAUCGUCGAGUGGUGGCAACAACAGCACCAGCAUCGGCACCACAACAGCCAACAGCAGCAGCAGCAGCAACUCCUCGCAGAAUAUCAGUCCGGAGCAGACGUUGGCCUUGGCCACUGCCGGGCUGAGUGGAAGUCAGCUGUCGGUGGCCACCUCCAACAAGGAUGACACGCUCAGCUUGUGCAGCAAGUUCAAAAUGGGCUGCAUCAUUCAGCAGCAGGAUCAGCAUGCCUAUGAGGCAUUGCCGGGGAAAUCCCGCAAGGGCGCCGCCCGACGCUCGACACGUUCAGCAGCUCAGCAGUUGCUUCCGGGAGUGGGAGGAUUGGCUGUGGCCAGUGGAGCAUCUGCAACGGGUGCGGUUAAUAAGCGUGCAGCAGCAGCAGCUGCCUUGGCAGCUGUCCAGUUGGCACUGAAGCCGCUGUUCUUUGAGGUGCCGCUUCAAGAGCCAGAUCCACCCUAUGUUGGUCGCCAGUGGUUGGUGCAGCAGCUCUCGAAUAUCCUGCUGGGCACGGAUACGCGCGUGGUUCUCAUCAAUGGCCAGCCGGGCACCGGCAAGACCGCCUUCUGUCUGCAACUGGUGGAGUACUCGUGCUUUGGGCGGCGCCAGAUGCAGGCCCAGCAGCAGCAGCAGCAGGAGGAUGCGGAUGCCAUCUAUAGCCAGCUGGGUGCACAGAAUGAACGCAUGCGCGGAUUGGCCUCCCACAUGGUGGGCUAUCACUUCUGUCAAGCGGAUGCGAAUCUCACCUGCCAGGUGCCCGAUUUUGUGCACUCGCUGGCCGCCCAAUUGUGUCAGGCACCCCAGUUGACAUCGUACCGGGACUAUCUGUUGUCUGAACCCCAUCUCCAGGAUAUACUCAGUGUGCGCGAGUGCAUUGCGGAUGCGGAGCGUGUGAUGCGUCUGGCCAUCUUGGAGCCACUUGUCCAGCUGCAUCGUGCUGGCAAAAUUCCGGCCAAGGUCGCUGUCAUCCUAGUGGAUGCACUGUGCGAGGCAGAGUAUCAUCGUCCCGAUCACGGCCAUACAAUUGCCAGUUUUCUUGCACAACUCUCGCCACAUUUUCCCGCCUGGCUCAAGCUGGUGGCCACGGUGCGCACCCAAAUGCUGGAGCUGGUCAAGGCGCCCAGUUACACACAGCUCACUCUGGACAGUUGGGCCAGCAGUCAGUCGCUGCAGCAGGAUAUGUUGGACUACAUCAAUACACGCAUCGCCCACUGUCCCGAGAUACAGCAUAAUAUUGGUGGACAGCUGGCACAGACGCAAUCGGGACAGUCACUGACGAAGUUUGUGACGCAUCUGCAAUGCCUAAGUCGCGGCUCGAUGCUGUAUGCCAAGCUCAUUCUCGAUCUGAUCUCGCGUGGCCAACUGGUGGUCAAAUCGUCAAGCUACAAAGUGCUGCCCGUCUCCCUCGCCCAGAUCUUUCUGCUCCAUUUCAAUCUGCGGUUUCCCACGGCGCGCAGUUUUGAGCAGACGGCUCCCAUACUCAAUGUCUGCCUGGCUGCACUUUAUCCACUGACGCUGGACGAGAUCUACUACAGCAUGGAGGCACUGCAGCAUGGCGAGGAGCCACUCAGCUGGCCGCACUUUAUGCAGCGCUUCAAGCUGCUCGAUGGAUUCCUGAUCAAGCGACUGGACAACACGUACAUGUUCUUUCACAGCUCGCUGCGGGAGUGGCUGAUGCGUCGCGAUGAGGGCGAGUCCAGCAAGUUCCUCUGCGAUGCCCGUUUGGGCCAUGCAGGGAUUGCCUUUAGACUGUCCCGUCUACAGGCGCCGCUGCAGCCACAGCUCACGUUGGAGCUGGGUCAUCACAUGCUCAAGGCGCAUCUCUAUAGCAGCGGCAAUCAGGCGACGCUCUCGCCACGCGACCUUCAGUCGUAUUGGUUGGCCGGAGCAGCGGAUAACAUCUCGGCUGCCUUGGGUGCAUUGCGCAACGUCUACAGUCCCAAUGUGAAGGUGUCGCGAUUGGUGCUCCUCGCUGGCGCUUCGCCCGAUCAUCGUACCGAUUAUAUGGGCGAUGCUCCGAUUCUCUGCAUUGCCGCCCAUGAGGGCAUACUGCCCAUGGUGAGCCUGCUACUCGAAUUCGGCGCCGAUGUGGGUCUGACCAAUAGCCAGGGCUGUACGCCGCUGAUCCUCGCCGCCAUGCGUGGCCAUUGUGAUGUGGUGCGUCGUCUUGUUGCCGCCGGCAGCAGCCUCGGCCAGCUGGACACCACGCAGCGCUGUGCUCUGGUGCAUGCCGCACGCAUGGGCCAUCUCAGUGUGGUGCAAUAUCUGCUGGCCUGUGAUUGGUCACCACGUGCUCGGUCCCAGGACGUUGGACGUGCGCUGGCUCUGCAGCAGGCACUGAUUGGAGCAGCGGCACAGGCACACGUCAAAAUACUGGAGGAUCUGCUGGAUCUCAAUGAGCACGAGCUCGACGAUGAGCUUGGCGUCAAUGUGAAUGUUAAUGCCCUGGAGCCGAGCAGCGGCGAGUUGGCCCUAACCGCAGCCGCUCGUCAUGGCUGUUUGGAUGCCGUCAGCAUUCUGAUGUCGCGUGGCGCCCAGAUCGAUGCGCGAAAUCGUCAGGGAUACACAGCCCUGUGGCUGGCCGUCAAGGAGGGUCACCGCAGUGUGGUGGAGCAGCUGCUGCAGCGUGGCGCCCUGCUCGACGAGCCGUUGGGGCAGGCACGCAAGACGCCGCUCAUGAUUGCCGCGGAGGAGGGGCAUCUGGAGUUGUUGGAGCUGCUGCUGGGACGUGGUGCUGCACUGGAGGCGGAGGAUCAUGAGGGUUUCACGGCGUUGAGUUGGGCCUGUCUGCGUGGACAUUUGACGGCUGCCAGAUACCUCAUCGAACAUGGCUGCAACCGUCAGCAUGAGGAUCAAAAGCGGCGCACUGCGUUGGAUCUGGCGGCGUAUCAGGGUGCCGCCAGUUUGGUACUCUAUUUGCUGGAGCAGGGUGCCAAUCUGGAGCAUAUCGAUAUGCAUGGCAUGCGGCCGCUGGAUCGUUCGAUUGCCUGCCGCAACAUCCAGGCGGUGCAGGUGUUUCUGCGCAAAGGCGCCAAACUGGGGCCCACCACUUGGAGCAUGGCCAUGGGCAAGCCGGAGAUAUUGGUGGUGCUGCUCAACAAACUGCUCGAGGAUGGCAAUGUGCUGUAUCGCAAGAAUCGUUUCCAGGACGCCGCACAUCGCUAUCAGUAUGCAUUGCGCAAGAUUUCCGGGCUGGAGCAGCUGCUCGAACGGAAUGCGGUCUUUGCCCAGCUGCGCACCAAUCUGUUGCUAAAUCUGUCGCGUUGCAAGCGAAAACUGAAUGAACUUGACGCCUCCAUAGAUUUGGCCACGCAAGCCAUACUGCAGAAACCGCACAGCUACGAGGGCUAUUAUGCACGGGCCAAAGCGCGCAUGGAGCUGGGUGCUCUGAAUGAGGCGCUUGUUGAUGCCAACGAGGCGAUGCAACAGGCGGCACAAAGCGGCGUCCUCUGCGAGGUCGUAGAAGUCCUCAAGCGUAUUCAGGCCGAGCUCCUGACCCGUAUCACCAGUGAGGAUCAGUCCGGCGGCAAGUUUUCCGGAGCGGGUGCUUGCGCCGUCUACGAAUCUCAGCAGGAGAUGACCGAUUUGUAAUUGUCCUUUGUUGAUGUUGUAAACUCGUCGCAUAUCGUAUCGAAUUCAAAUCACAAUCUUAACUUUAUAAUUGUCUAAGUUUAGCUCUUAGCUCUGUUUUUUAUUUAUUGCCUUUGGAAGUUUUAUUAAUUUAAAAAAUUAAUUUUUACUAUUCUUUUUCUUUACGCAUGUAAAAAAUAGUUGUAAUACACAUAUUAUACUUAAGU